Saccostrea cuccullata (small rock oyster) is the source of this 1152-nucleotide messenger RNA. RefSeq lists its product as uncharacterized. The record is from RefSeq and is a predicted model, not a curated record. The transcript is spliced from 2 exons. NCBI's taxonomy places the organism in Eukaryota, Metazoa, Mollusca, Bivalvia, Ostreida, Ostreidae. Gene Ontology annotation, molecular function: protein binding. Bases 3 to 899 code for a protein of 298 amino acids.
AAAUGUCGGAAAAGUCCAAAAGCGAACGUCAAUCUAAACCUCUAUAUUUUCAAGAGGAUCCUGACAUAACAGACCUGAUUUUGAUGGUAGAGAACAAAGAACUUUACGUGACAAAAGUAAUUCUUAUGCGAUCCUCUCCAGUUUUCCGGGUCAUGUUUACUUCUGACUUCAAGGAGAAGAAUGAAAGUACAAUAUCAUUCCCGGAGAAAAAAUAUGAAGACUUCGUAUUGUUUCUGCGAAGUUUUCAUCCAGGAGAGCAUUUAGAGCUAAAUAUUUCAGUAAUAGAAAGCAUCCUUCCUUUAGCAAGAGAAUAUGCCAUUGAUGUCUUGAUGAAAAACUGCGAAGAGUGGUUGUUAGUAGAUGUUAAAACUCGAACAGAAGAUGUUCACUACCAAGCAAAAUGCUUCUAUCUCGCUGCAGUGUACAAUUUUGAUGAACUCUACAACAAAAUGCUUGAAAAACUGAGAACCGCUGCUGUCAAUACUUAUGAGAAUGUGCCUAGUUUCAAAAUGCUUCCAUCAGAAGACAAGGCCUGUUUACUUAAAAAACGCUGUGAAGAUGUUGAAAAAAAUAAUGCAGACCUCGAAAAGCAAAUUUCAAACAUUAAAAAUAACAUAAAUAAAUAUAGAAUCACGUGUACAAAAUGUGGCAACCCAACCAACAUAUCUGAAGGAGACAAAAAUAGGCUUUUGUAUCAAAACUAUUAUCCCGAGCCGUCCACGGGAAGAUACCGAGUAUUUAAAAAAAAGCUGGUGAAAAAGACGGACGGGCAGUUGCCAAAAGGGGCCACCUUUAAUAAUCUGGAUAACUCCUCGUACAUGAACCUUUUUGCUUUGUCGAUCAAUUGUACAUAUUUCAGAGAUGUGCAUAUUAGUAGGAUUUUAACUUUUUUAAAUUAAGUUUUGAGAAAAAUACCAGAUUUUUUUAAUGCUUUAUUUUUGAAAAUUUUCAUAAAUACAAACAAAAACACACACAAACACACCCUCGCACACCACAGACACCCUGUGCACUUUUCCCAAAAUACCAGCUUUCAUAACUAUACAUCUAAAGUGAUCAUUGGAAUUUUUUAUGUAUGACAAAUCAAAUCCAUUAUUUCUCAUUUACAAUACAUUUUUGUUCUUCCAUGAAAAUUGCUCUCACAAUAUUUUUCAA